AUGAAUAAAAACGAGAGAAGAGUCCAAUUCCAUCCCAAGUGCACCGUAUUGGAAAUCAGUACUCUCGACGAAUACACUGAUGAAGAGAUCCUGAAGUGCUGGUACACCAAGCACGAGUUCAAACAGAUUGCUACGCGAAGCCAAAAGCAAGCUGCUAGAUGGGAGUCUGGUGAAUCAUCCAUGCCGGACUCCUUCCAUCGAGGGCUGGAAAUCUUCACAGAGGAAGGUGAAGAAAUCAUUACGUCUUGCAUUCAGCGAUGCAUUGAUGCUGUGAUGGACGAGCAAGCCGUGCAAUGGGAAAACGAAGUCGAUGACUAUGAUCGGUUGGCAGCUGUCUCUGCUAAAGUAUCAAGAGUCAGUGCCGUCUAUGCUUUGGACCUAGCCAUGGAAGAUGAACAAGAAGCACAAAGAAUGUACAUCCGCAUGGAAAAGAAGAACAAGAAGACGAAAAAGGUUAAACACUCUAGCCUUACCAAACCAGUAGAGGAAGAAGGAGAUGAUCACACUUCCAUGUGCUCUGAUCUAAGUCUUCCCGGGCUAGAAUGGCCCAGCUCAAGAGAAUCUCCAUCGUUUGAAACGAUGGAAAACAGUCUGGAUUUGGAACAAGUUGACCAGGGAACGGAUGCUAUCUUACCCAGACGCGUCAAGGCUCUCACGAUGCACAAUUCCCCGUGUCGUCCUCGCAAGGUAUACUGA
Cylindrotheca closterium is the source of this 696-nucleotide messenger RNA. Lineage: Eukaryota; Bacillariophyta; Bacillariophyceae; Bacillariales; Bacillariaceae. The record is from the annotation of a GenBank genome assembly.